UAAAUCAUAACAUAACCUUUAUCAAUUGAAAUUUGAUAUACGCUGUUUAAAAAUAUUUAAUAUAACCUAUAACUUAAUAAUAAUACACGAGUAUUGAACAAACAAGUACUUAUAUCCACAACUUCACUAAUAAAAAAAAAACUAAACGCCAGCAACAACAGAACCAAAGUAAUAUAAAAAUGUCGAACGUACUGGAAGUCGACGAGUCAAUAAUAACGAACAAUUUAUUGCUACCAGAGAACAAACAACAAGACGAAGAUUUAAACAGUCUUUUAAAAAGUUUCGAGUCUCCAGCGUCAGUAACCUUCAAACCGAAUCCAGGAGUCUGCAUCAAAGCUAAAACUGACAAAAAUGAAAAGGUAUUUAUAAACUUGUGUCACACUAAGGAAAUUCCUGCCCCCGAGGACUUGACAGAUACAGAGUUCGAGAACAUGCUGAAAGAAGAACCUCCGUCUUGGUCGAUUCCCAUGAGCGUUGGCUACGAGAGGUUCGAGUCCGCGAAAGACGGGACCAAGUGCCCGACUUACGACAUCGCCAUCAACAGCGAGUACUUCCAGAAGUGCGAGAGCAAGUACCACUUCAUGCAGUUCACCAUCUGGAUCAUUCUGUCCGCGAUCGAGGCCAAGUAUGACAAGGUCCUCAGUGCUGAUAACUUUGUUAUCCUCAAAAACCGUAAGGUCAACGGAACACUCCACGAGCACCGGGUGGAAAAGCGCAAGCCUAAGAAACCCAAGGAGCUGCUCCAGGAACGCAAGCCGCUGAUUCAAGAAAUUAAUUCUGGGGUUAAAAACGCUGCGGUUAACCAGGAUUCAUAUGUGCUGCUGAGGGAACCCAAGGAGGGACAGAUGCUGAAAAGUAUCGGGUACUUCAGGCUUCCUAACAAGGUGGUCGAUGAUAAAGACAUCAAGGUCCAAGUAAACCAGGAGAGGGUUGUUGUAAAUGUUGAUAAAUUCCACUACCUUGUUGAUCUCUUCGUGCCUUUUAGUAUUAAAACUGACAAAGUUUCUGCUCAUUAUGAUCCUAAUUUACAGGUUUUGAGACUCGACAUGCCAGUACUUUAGGGAUAAAAAUAAUUAUGAAAAUAUUGAUUCGAUUUAAGACAUAGCUUGUAGUGUUUAUAAACUAUUUUUUUAUAAAUUAAUACUAUAAAAUUUAAA
Cotesia glomerata is the source of this 1157-nucleotide messenger RNA. It is a transcript of the gene PIH1D1, whose product is annotated as PIH1 domain-containing protein 1-like. The transcript has 2 exons. Gene Ontology annotation, biological process: box C/D snoRNP assembly; rRNA processing. Gene Ontology annotation, cellular component: cytoplasm; R2TP complex; ribonucleoprotein complex. Lineage: Eukaryota; Metazoa; Arthropoda; Insecta; Hymenoptera; Braconidae. The record is from RefSeq and is a predicted model, not a curated record. The coding region runs from base 180 to 1061 and encodes 293 amino acids.